This is a messenger RNA of Condylostylus longicornis, 2760 nucleotides long. RefSeq lists its product as uncharacterized. The record is from RefSeq and is a predicted model, not a curated record. Gene Ontology annotation, biological process: RNA polymerase III preinitiation complex assembly. Gene Ontology annotation, molecular function: TFIIIC-class transcription factor complex binding. Lineage: Eukaryota; Metazoa; Arthropoda; Insecta; Diptera; Dolichopodidae. The transcript is spliced from 4 exons. The coding region runs from base 196 to 2253 and encodes 685 amino acids. Gene Ontology annotation, cellular component: transcription factor TFIIIB complex.
UCUUAUACAUAUGUUAGCUUACAGUGUUGUGUAAAACAAAUUAAAUUGAAUCGUUUUGCAAACAGUUAUGAAAGUGAUAAAGUUAUUUUUCUGUUUAAAUAUUUCAGAAAAAAGCAAACUAGUUUUUUGUAGUUGCUUCCGAUGAAGGCUUCUUUUGAUAUAUUUGAAUAAUUAUUUAAAUCACCUGAUUUACAGAUGGCUACCAGGCGUCCACGAAUUAAGCCCGUUGCUAAUAUUAGCUCUAUCAAAAGGAAAGUGAAAAGAAGUUUGGAUUCAAAUACAUCGGAAAAUCUAAUAAAAGAAUCGGAAGAGAAAUAUGACAUUGAAAUGAGUAUUAAAAAAGAUUGCUUGUUCAUCAAACAUGAGGGUAUAACAAGCGACAAUCAAUUCUCUAUACCUUUAGAGCCGGAUUCUGUUCAAAUUGAAGGUGCUAGUUUACAAAAAAAUCGAAAUAAUACAGGUAAAAUUGCAGAUAAUACAAAUGCUGGUGAAAAUAUUCAAAAACCAAGACAGCGCAUUCGAGCAACGCCGUGCUUUGAUAUUCGUCGUAAUAGUGUUACAAAUUCGACUUCUGCUGUUUUGUUGCCGCAAAGCUCCAAUUCUGUUUCCAAUAAUAAUGUAUUUUUCAAUCAAGAUGCAGAUAAAUCACCAAAAAAAGAUAAUAUGUUAUCAAAGCAAUGCAAUACCUCUGGUAAUCGCACACCUAACAACACAAGAGUUCAUAGGUAUUCGGAAUCAUCUGGUGGGGGAUUUUUAUCCCCAAUAAGUGUACAGUAUAAUCCCCCAAAUUUUCUUCCUAAUCAAAAUCAAUUGAAUCAACACUUACCAAGUGACGGUAAUUCCAAUAUUAUACCUUCUAGAGAGCAUAUACAACAACCACCUCAACGAUAUAGAAAAAUUUCGUCAAUGGAAGAAACACAAAAAUUGUCAAGUGCUCGCAGAGAAUUUCAAACUAAAUAUAGCCGAAAAUCUCCUGAAAAAUCUGAAUUAACGCUUUGUGAUUUCAUUUUUUAUAACCCCUCUUCUAACCCAAUGGUUUUUGAAACUAAACAUGAAAAUUUAAAUGAAAAUGUAAUAGAAUCCGAAAAUGUAAUCCAAAAAGUAGAAAAUAAAGAAGUGGAAAAUGAAGAUAAAGAGGAGGGCGAACGUGCACCGGUUCCGCAGUUAAAAUUGGGUCCAAACGGAGAAAUUAUUCUAGACGAAAAGAGUCUUGUCAUUGAAACAACUGCUGAAAAACAGGCUAAAUCAGCUUUAGCAGCUUCGAAAUCUGCAAUAUAUUUGGAUGAGUAUAGUGGUAAUAAUGGAUUUUAUUCAAGGCAAAAAAGAACAAAAGAUUGGACACCAGAGGAAACUAUAAAAUUUUAUAGAUGCCUUCAUACAAUUGGAACCGAUUUUUCAAUGAUGUUAUCGUUAUUUCCAAACAGAUCACGAAGAGAUUUGAAAUUAAAAUUUAAGAAAGAGGAACGGAAUAAUGUAGUUUUGAUAAACAAAGCCUUAUUACAUCCAAAUACUUUCGAUAUUGAUAGUUUGAAAAACGAAUUACAAAAAGAAGAAGAUAUUGCCAAAGAAAAACGAAAAGCUGAAACUAAUCGAGUUUUAAAAUUACAAAAGAAACUCGAAAGUAAAUGCUUAAAUAGUGAAGCAGAUGAUAAAGCUAGUAAGGGAAGUUCACUCUAUAGUCGUACAAAAAAUGCUUUAAGUCGUGGUAAUUUGGUUUAUGAAUUAGAGGGAACAAACAUGAUAUCAAACGUUACAAGAAAAAAAAGCGGUUGCAAUAUUAAAAAGGACGCGGAAAAUAUAAAUUAUGAACAAAUAGAGUCUACAAUAAAAGAUGAAAAUUAUGUAUUACCAGAAAAAAUUGAUCAAUUUGUUGAAUCAAAUGAUACAAUUUCAAAUGACAAUUAUCAAACGAUAUCAUUUCAACAACAGACAAUAUCAAACGAUAAUAUUUCAACAACGGAAACUGAUUUGGAUGAUAUUGCUUCAGUUUAUUCAACAAAUGAGUUUGGCUAUGACGAAUUAACUGGCAUUGAAAUAACAGAUAUUGGCGAUAUUUUAACACUAGAAGAUACUUUGCCAGAAUUUAAAAAUAGUACACUUGCUAUAGUUUCGAAGCAUGACAAAACUAGUCCAGAAAAAAUUACGCAUGGAAUAUAUAUUAUAUGCCGUUCUACCGGGAUUAUGAGUCAAAAACCUUUGGACUUACCAGAAGAAACUGUAAAUUGUAUUUUAAAAGCAAUGGGCAAAAUUUAGAUGGAAAUGUUUUUUUAAAGUGAAAAUUAUCGUUAUCUAUAUUAAUACUUAUAAAAAUAUCCACAUUUGAGAAAUGGAAAUUUAUUUAAAAAAUUAAACAGAUGGUGUAGAGACAAAAUUUUGAAAACAUACUUAAAAAUAUUUGAUUUAGAUUUUCUGCUUUACAAAUGCAUUCAACCAUUCCAGUCAGAAAAUCAGAACUAAGUUAUCGAACUAAUAAUUGAAUGCAGCUCGUUUUUUUUGUGGGAAAUUCGAAAACAUUGCCGAUUACGUUUUUUUUAUCAAAAGUUUGAUAUAAAAAAUUUAAAUUUUUGGAAAACGAAAAACGAAUCAAUGUCUUGUUAAGGGAUUAAAUUGCAGCUUUAUAUACUCUUUGGAUAGUUAUGUACUUGUAUGUAAGUACUUGGAUUGAUUAUUAUAUGUACGUAUUUGUUUCUGUAUAUAACAGUUAUAUUAUUCUUAGUAUUAAGAAAAUUUUUGAAAUUUGUCAAUUUUUUUUUUUUAAUU